AUGGGUGACUUUAAUGCAGUUAUUAGUGAAGGAUCAGAAGGAAAAGAAGCUGGCAAUUAUGGAUUAAGAACAGUCAAGUAAUCAAAGAUGCAAGAGUCGAUUCAUACAAACAACUCAAGGAUGAAGCACAAAAUAGAGAAUCACGGAGAGAACAUUUAUUGUAAACCAAUCUACGGAUUGAAUACUAAAAAAAAAGUAUGAACUCUAAUUAAUUUUGAUAUUGUGCUUAUAGUUUUAAUUUUGAUAGUUUGAUCUCCAUCGUCUUCUACGAUUGUCGUAAAUGUAUGUCUUCAAAUCCGUCAAUAAACUCCAUAGGAUCAUAGCACAUAUUUCGUAAGUAAUAAUGUUACUCAACAGGGGGAGGUCGCGACCCCCUUAAUAGUCACCAACAAAUUAUUUAGGGUUUCCAACACACAAGACAAUUGAGAUUUCAGUUUAGUUGUUUUAAUGUUUUGACAUCAUUAAUCAUGUUAAUGUUCAUAACCGUAAAGCCUACUGUUAAUUUGUACGUUGUAUACCUAUUAUUUUUGUAAAAUUAUUUUACGUUUAUAACAACAAAAAUAAAUGAUAAUAGAGGUAAUCAUCAUAAUAUAUCCAAACUAGUUUUAAAUGAUAUCAUUACAAAAGGGUUGUCAAAAUUGUUGACGAUAUUAUAAGGGGACUCCAAAGAUUUUUAACAGCUAACCAAUGGUACGGUAUACAUUGGUUUUGUAUUUCUUUUCCUUUAAUAUCAAUUGUAUUUUCUGGCAACCAUCUACAUGGUGACCCAUUGUGAAUCGAUUUGGCAAAAGGUAGAUAAUAACCUAUAGACAAUUGUACCAAUACGAUAUUAUACGUAUUUUGUAAUUUGUUAUAUAAUAUGUUAUAUUAUUAUUAUUGGAAAACAAAUAUCGUUGUGAUCGUUAUAGUUUCGUUGCCGGUCAAAAUUCAAAGGUAAACGUUUAAUUUUCAGAUAUUAUUUAUUUUAUACGGAUUAUUUUUUUUAAACACAAAAUACUCUAAUAUUCUAAAAAAUAUGUAUCACAUACAAAAUACAAACAACAAUUGUUUUUAUCAGGAAAUACAAAAUGUGUUUUGAAUACAUUUAAUUAGUAUGUUGCUUAUUCUCGAGUAUAACUGUAUAUAAUUACACCGAACAAAAUUUAUUUCUUUAAAAACUGCCGUUCUGUAAACAUUUUCGUUUUGUUGACGUUAUUUUUUUAUUUUUUUUUUCGGUGUUUUCUCUCCUCAUUGCUAAACUAAGCAUAAGGAAAAUCAAAAUAUAACCACUCCAGCGCAUCAACUAGACACGGUUUUCCGAAGAAAAAAUUUGUUCUGCAAAAACUGCCGGAAAUUAAUUUUCGGGAAAACGUUAGCUAUAUAAAAGGUCAAGCUCGACGUAACACCGCUGCCAACGUUAUAAUAACGUAUACGCAAGUCAGACACAAAAAUUGUGUAAACGGUACGCGUAGAACACGUUAAGAAAUAUAUAACUUUUAUGUCUUUUAUAUAUCACCUUACCGCAAAUUUUAAUCGUUUUUACUUCGGUCGAAUCGGAGACAAAUAAACUUUUCAGAGACGUAAAACUGAUAUGUAUCUAUCUAUACCUAUAUAUUAUUACGGAGGCGCUGCGAUUCAAUAUAUAGUAACUACCCGUCUACUUUUACAUAAAUACACUUAUAUAUUAUGACGGAAUGAUAAACUGGCUGCUACAAAUAUAUCGACGGCUAACGGCGAAUAAUAGUUUCUAGAAAAACUCUGCCAUCAGCUGUUGACUAUCGGUAAUGGGGAAAUACACUCUGCGACAGUGGCGGCUCGUGUAUAUGAGUAUACUGUAUACAAACCUACCCAAACUCAAGAAAAAUUGAAAACAUAAAUCAAAAUAAUACAACUAACUACUAAGUACCUGUAGUAUUAUUAAGAUUAUUUUUCAAAAUAUAAAAUUAUAAAUUCAGAAUAUUAUGAAAAUAAUAUAAUAUUUGGUUUGCGUUAUUUCGAUUGCCAAACAGCCGGACUGUUGUCCGCGACGGAACAGUAUCAGUAUGUAUUAUAGUGGUGGGGUUGUGCACACAAUCGUUGUGCACAUUUGUACAGUGUAAAAAUUAAAACAAGUCGAAACACACAACCCGCGUUAUAAUGGAAUUGGUGUGCACAUUUGUUUCUGUGCACAAAACCAAUUAAAUUGUUAUCAGCGAAUUAUUUUCGACGUUGCCGUGUCGUUGCGCGUCAACAUCAUAGUUUAUUUUUACUCUCAUUCAUCUAUUAUAUUCCGAUUAUCAGCUGAUAAUAUUGGCUAGCCAAUCAUUAUCGAAAAUUCAAAACAACAAUCGUGUUUCUGUUUUCUAUUGACGACCGACAUUACGUUUAUUAUUAUUCGUGUAUUUGUUUUCAAUUUUUAAAAUGAACUCAGUACAGAAAAUACUGCAAUGCAAUUUUUCAACAAUCUCGUUGGAGAAAAAUAUGGAAAUAAAAAAUAAAGAUAGGCCUACUCCAGACUUAAAUAUUAAACAAAUUAUUAAAUGUAAAACGAGAGAAUAUGUAAAAAAAUUUAAUAAUAAUAUAUAUAAAACCUAUGACUGGAUUUGUGGUUGUUAAGAAACUAAUCGUUUGUAUUGUUUUCCCUGUUUACUUUUUGGUCAAAAAUCUAAUGAUGUCGCUUGGGUAAAGAAUGGAAUAAACGAUUUAAUUAAUUUAACUUCUAAAAUCAAAACGCACGAAAAAUCAAUGACACACAUAAAUUUUCAAUUAAAUUUAAAACUAUUAGGAAAACAAGACAUAAGACAACAACUUUCUAGUGCGUAUCGNAUUUGAACUUGCACUCAGAGGUCACGAUGAAAAAUCAAAUUCAGAAAAUCCCGGCGUAUUUCGAGGUCUUAUAAACUUUAGUUCAGAGUUAGAUUCGGUACUAAAAUGUCAUAUUGAGAACUCUUCGGUAUUUAAAGGUUUAUCCAAAAUGAUUUACUAGAAUGUUGUUUAGCUAUAUGUCAACAAAGAAUUAAAAAUGAAAUAAAACAAGCAGAAUAUAUUUCUGUAAUGACUGAUGAAACAACUGACGUAAUUGCUCAGUUUCAAUUGUUAAUAAUAUUUAGAUAUUUACUAUCGGAUGGAACACCAGUAGAAAGGUUUUGGAGAUUUUUCAAUCCUACUGGACAUGAUGCGAAAUCGUUGUCUGAAUGUAUAAUAUUCAACUUGGAAAAAGUCCUAGAAUCGACAAAUAUGUUGAUUUGUCAGAGUUACGACGGGGCAAAUGUGAUGAGUGGACGUCUCAAUGGUGUACAAAAAAUAAUAAAUAAUAGUUGUAAAAAUGCACAUUUCAUACAUUGCUAUGCUCAUCAGCUUAAUUUAAUUUUAAUUUAAGCAACUUCACAAAAUCGUGAGAUAAGGAUAUUUUUUUCAAACUUAACUGAUAUAACAAAUUUUUUUUUAAACAGUCCACAGUGGGUUACGGUUUUAGAUAAAAUUGUUAAAUACAGAGUUCCUCGAUCAUCUAAUACUAGAUGGAAUUUUAAAAGUAAAAUAGUAAAUACUAUGUAUGAGAAUCUUGAGCCGUUAAUUGAAUGUAUGAAAGAAAUUGAAUCAACAUUUAAUUAAACCAUAGCAAUUAAUCAAGUUGGAGCUUUGAAUCGGAUGUUAAAUGAUGAUAAAUUUAUAUUUUGGUUAAGAGUAUUUCAUUCUUUAAUGCCUCAUGUUAAUAUUUUAUAUAAUCAACUACAAAAACAAACUAUGGAUCCUGUAGAACUUUCUAAGGUAAUUUUUCGGUUCGAAGAAAAUAUAUUAAAAGAAAGAUAG
Molecule: messenger RNA, 3768 nt
Organism: Cinara cedri
Lineage: Eukaryota; Metazoa; Arthropoda; Insecta; Hemiptera; Aphididae
Source: the annotation of a GenBank genome assembly